AUGAUACAAGUACGAGAAGAAAUUGCUGAGGUUAAAGAGCAUGUAUUACAGCAAAAUAAAUUUUCUAAUGUUCGUUUGAAUGGUACAGAACCUGUGGUCAGUAGUACUCUUAAUUUUGAUACAGAUCUUCCAUAUUUGACGGAUGGUCAAUUUAAAGCAGCUGAAAAUAAUAUAAAUGAACCUGCAUAUUUAACUUUAUUGGUUAAUUUUAAUAUUGCAUAA
Messenger RNA from Macrosiphum euphorbiae (potato aphid), 222 nucleotides. The record is from the annotation of a GenBank genome assembly. Lineage: Eukaryota; Metazoa; Arthropoda; Insecta; Hemiptera; Aphididae.